Molecule: messenger RNA, 3483 nt
Organism: Mesorhabditis belari
Lineage: Eukaryota; Metazoa; Nematoda; Chromadorea; Rhabditida; Rhabditidae
Source: the annotation of a GenBank genome assembly
AUGACGCGACAAAGAGUCUCUCGCUGGUCGACACAUUGGAUUAUGGCAAACGGUGCCGUGCCAAAUUCGACACCGCCUGACGGAGAGAAUUUCGAGAACGCGACGGUCGUUGCGCACGAUAGACCAGAAGUGGAAAUUCUUGAAGAGCCGACGAACAGUCCACUGGAGGAAGGAGAGAUCGAGGAUGUUAGUGAAGACGACAGACCCACCAACUCAAUUCAAGUGAUCGACGGUGAGGACAAUAUCGACAAGAUUAUCAAGGAGGCAUAUCAAGAUCUGCCAAAGGUUUCUACCAAAGUCAUCUCUACUGUUGCCGAAAGCCGGUUGGAAAGCCAGCACAACGGGCUGUUGAAGGAGCUGAAGCGAAAGGACGAGUAUCACCGACACCGAUUUCCAAAAAAAUUUGAAUCUACAUCUCACAGAAGUCAAUCACGUGACACUUACAGACGGGCUAGGCCCAGUGCCGACUCAAGAUUUGACCGAUCGUCGAACUCAACUUCGAGGCACGAUGGCCAGAUGGCAAAGAAUUACAGACAAGAACUUUCAAAUGAAGCAAUUUCGGGACGUUACUCAAGAGCCAGUGAUCGAGCUGCGAACAGAGACAUCGAUGAACGCUUCGUGCUCUCACCACCACCCCCUGCUCCAUUAUUGCUACAAAUGAUUCCGAUGCCACAAACUAUUCAGCAACAAAACUGCAACAAGCCGAUGAAACAGCCACUUCUGCCAACGCCAAAGCCUCUGGACAUAACGAUGCCGGGCAAUCCGCAAAGCUCCUAUACAUCAGGCGCAAAUCCAAUUCCACCACCUCAGCCAAGGCCAUCCCCUCAACUCUACCCAGUAUAUCAAUCGCUUUACGGGAUGCCCCCAUAUCCGCUUCAGUCGUAUCCCAUGCAAUCGACUAGCCAAGUCUCACCGUACGAAUAUUUCCCCCACAACUUGCCUCCACCAACAUUGAAGCAACCACAACUUUCGCGAACUGAUGCCCAGUCUAGCUGGUCGCUCGAAGUGGAAAAUUUCUUGAGCAAGAAACCGGCAAUUCAAUCUACUGACAAUUACGAGGAGGUUGGAAUGGACUUGGCUUCUCCGGUGUCGGCUGUUAAUGUUGAAGAGGCGGAAGUUGUCGACGGACAAAGCGAUCAACGAACAAAGCAACUCGAUGAAGACGAUGAUCUCGAGAAGUUGAGAAAGGCUCUACUUGAACAGCAACAGAAGACCAAGACUUCUCGUCGGCAGGUUGUGCUAUCACGAGACUGUUCACCGAUUUCAUCGAGGGAAAGAAAAGACCGAUCGGCAGACAAAUUUUCACGUAAGAGCCGAUCAUCAACAUCGAGGCAACUGAAGGAGCUAAAGAAAGAAUUGGCCGAUGUCAGGGAAUCUAUUGAUGACAGCGAGAAGAAGAUGGAUGAGUACUCGCAUCGUUACGAGAACUUGAAGAAGGAAUUGCAACGAACGCUCACUGCCAUUCGAACGGAACAGAAGAAUUUGCAAGAACACCUCGAACACCAAAUGGAAUUGGCACUAAAGUACGAGAUGAUGGAAAUUAACUUAAAGCAAAGCGAAUUGACGAAGAAGCGACGAGACAAGAGCCUGGAGCAAGAUUGUGCUAACGAGCUGGCCGUUACAAACGACAUCAUCCGUCGAUGCCGAAACGUCGAUGAAAAGCUAAGAACAAAGGAGAACAAUCUGGCGCUUCUCACUGUAACCCGUCAACCAUCACCACCAAUUGAAGAAAACGGAAAUGAAGGUCUAGUUCCGGAGAAAGAGGUCGACGUGAUGAAGACAUCGAGAAAGCGCUUAAAUGUGGAGAAAGAGGCACCAGUGAAGCCAAAGAUGACGAGAAACGAGCCGGCAGUUGUUGCGCCGAAACCAAUGGUCAUCACGACGAUUUCGAGUUCUUCAGCUGAAACGACUCUAGAGGAAAAUCGCGCUAAUGAGCGACCAAUGCUCCAACUGCCUCAAAUUUCGACCGCAAAAGCUUUAACAACUGCUUUAAAGACGACUGUGCGAAAGGAAAACCCGCGAUCGUUCCCCCACAAAUCGGCUCAUCUUUAUGCGGCUGCUAAUUCCUAUUUUCCCCCAACGCUCCCGGAGCCCGGCUACAUUGCUAGAGCCGAACGCUAUAAAUGGACUGAAGUGCGUACUGCAGGCGCAUAUGGAAUUGGACUUCGCGUUCCCCCAGGCACAAAGCAAAUGCCAAAGCAAACCAGCAAUGAACCCUUUGUGGAUGCUCAAUCCGUGGAAAAAGUGGUUACUCCUGUGCAACAGAAAACGACGAUUGAACACGUGCAAGUGGUUGUCAAUCAGGAAACUGAGGAUCGUCCACGUCCACAAACGUCGAAUGAGGAAAACGAUGGUGAUGCUAUCGAGCUCUCGUCAAACUCGGAACAACAAAAUACGGAAGAAUCUGAACAUCAAAUGGACGAAAAUGAGGCGCUUGACGAAGAUGCUCUACGACAAAAGCUGCUUGCAAGAAUCAAAGAGGGGAAAAUGAUCGUUGAACCGGAUCGAAGUGCACCACUUAUCACAAGUGUAGCCAUUGACGAUGAAUGGGAGCCAGAGGGUGCUCCACAAGUCGUUUACGAACCGAGAUCGCCCAGCUAUAAUAUGGAUGAUGAGUCACCUAUGGAAAAUCCACUGGUGGUGAAGCCGAUGCAACAAGAAGGAUUAGUCAACGAGCCGGUGUCUCGAAACGACGACUAUCGAUCACAAUCACCAGAUUAUGUGCCGGAGGGCUAUGUCUACGAGCCCAUAUCUCCGAAUUACGGCAUCGAUCAUACAGAAAAUGAAAUCACAAGUCAUCCGUUGAACAACAUCGAUGAGAGAUCGGAGUCUUCUAGAUUUGAAAAUGAUUCCAUCAGCCAGAUGCAAAACGGUGACAAAGCUGCUGCUAACCGUGGUCAUGUUGAGCCAAAUGCUACGCUUAAAAGGAAAACCAACUUGCGACGACGCUCACGAGGCGUUGAAAACGAGCCGGUUGAAGUGCCAUCGACGUCUGUUAACACGCCAAAUCAACUUCUCAACGCCAAUGUGCCACUCUGUAGUAGUGAGCUACUCUACGGUCAAUGCAUAGAGACAAACUGCAGAAUGCAGCACUUUGACAACCCAGCUUUCGCCCACAGAGAACCCGAGCCGCCCAACGAACCCAAAGAGAAGCCUAAAAAGAAAGUACCUCGGGUUUAUCACGGCGAGGAUGCGAUGGUGGCCGAGUUUGUGCGUGGAGUGUUUGCUGGGAUGCCAAAAGUGUAUCCAGUUGGCUACAUAGAAGCCGGCAUCACUGCCAUGAACAAGAGGUGGAAAGCUGAGAAGGUCCGUGGCAACACAUUUGAAGAGUUCAAACCAAUUAUUACGAAGCUGAUCGAUCAAAUUACAAAGAAACAACAAAAGGAUGACUCCGCACAAAAAGAGCCAACUGCCGAGAAGCGCACGGUUUUGAAUAAGGAUCCGAAAUUGGGAGUGCCCGAUUACGUAAGCCGUUUCAACUUC